AUGAUCGAAGAGGGGGCCGAGCCUUUCAAAAAUGUGCGUAGACUGCCAUCAGAUGCUGACGGUCCUCUUGAGCUCUCGGGCACCGACUUUAUGACCGGCACGCCCGAAGAUCCGAGCGUUGUCUGCUUGAGACCUGGCUGCCAGCGAUUCGGAGGAGGACUUGCGAGGGCAACAAUAAAGCGAAUCUCCGUCUGUGCACGCUCAUCAAAGGACAAACGAGACGAGACAAGACCGCUCGUCAUGCCUCUCAAAGCACUCAUCCUCGUUGGCGGCUUCGGCACACGGUUGCGCCCACUCACGCUGACCUUGCCGAAGCCGUUGGUCGAGUUUGCAAACAAGCCUAUCAUCCUGCAUCAGCUGGAAGCGCUCGUCAAGGCAGGCGUCAAGCACAUCGUUCUCGCCGUCAACUAUCGCCCGGAAGUCAUGGUCGCUUUAUUGAGCAAGUGCGAACAAGAGUACGGCAUCGAGAUUACCUUUAGCGUCGAGAGCGAGCCUCUCGGUACAGCCGGACCACUCGCCCUGGCACGCGAAGUGCUCGGCAAGGAUGACUCGCCCUUCUUCGUGCUCAACUCAGACGUGACGUGUUCCUAUCCUUUCGAACAGCUACGAGACUUCCACAUGGCGCAUGGCGACGAAGGUACCAUCAUGGUCACCAAAGUAGACGAGCCGAGCAAAUACGGUGUCGUCGUUCAGAUGCCCAACUCGACCGUCAUCGACCGCUUCGUAGAGAAGCCGGUCGACUUUGUCGGCAACAGAAUCAACGCGGGCAUCUAUAUGUUCUCGCCCAAAGUACUCGACCGUAUCGAACUCCGUCCGACUUCGAUCGAGAAGGAGACCUUCCCUGCUCUCGCGGCAGACCGUCAGCUGCAUGCCAUGGAUCUCGAAGGAUUCUGGAUGGACGUCGGUCAGCCAAAGGACAUGCUCGCCGGUACUGCGCUCUAUCUGAGCUACAUCGCGCAAACGUCGCCAAAGAUGCUCGUCGAUCCGUCCCAGAACAAGUGGGUACAUGGUGGCAACGUCAUGGUAGAUCCCACUGCAGAAGUGCACCCGGAUGCAGUGAUCGGGCCCAAUGUCGUCAUUGGACCCAAGUGCGUCGUCGGAGCAGGCGCGAGACUGCAACGCUGCAUCAUGCUCGAAGGCUCAAAGGUCAAGGAGCACUCGUGGAUCCAUAAUUCCAUCAUCGGAUGGCAUUCCGUCGUCGGACGGUGGGUUCGCAUGGAGAAUGUCACCGUCCUCGGCGAUGACGUAUCUGUCAAGGACGAACUGACCAUCGUUGGCGCCUCUGUUCUGCCGCACAAGUCGAUCAGCAGCAGUAUCACGACGCCAUCGAUCGUCAUACACGACCUUAGACAAAAUCCUCGCUCUCGCAUCGACUGCGAGCCAGCUCCUUUUCAUAAAUCCAGCACACGAUCCAUCUGCGCAACUAGCACGCUCAAGAUUCCCAUAGACAGACCCUCGCGCCCGUCCUCGUAUGACGACAAUGUUUCCUUUCCUUCGCCCGUUCGCAAUGCCCUGUCGAGAGUCACGGCGGCCCAAGCUUACCAAAGCAGACGGUUUUAUCUGAGCACUACUUUACCAACAAAGUGUAGUUGA
Mixia osmundae IAM 14324 is the source of this 1593-nucleotide messenger RNA. RefSeq lists its product as uncharacterized. The coding region runs from base 1 to 1593 and encodes 530 amino acids. Gene Ontology annotation, biological process: cell wall mannoprotein biosynthetic process; GDP-mannose biosynthetic process. The record is from RefSeq and is a predicted model, not a curated record. NCBI's taxonomy places the organism in Eukaryota, Fungi, Basidiomycota, Mixiomycetes, Mixiales, Mixiaceae. Gene Ontology annotation, cellular component: cytoplasm. Gene Ontology annotation, molecular function: GTP binding; mannose-1-phosphate guanylyltransferase (GTP) activity. The transcript has 8 exons.